Molecule: messenger RNA, 3062 nt
Organism: Ilex paraguariensis (yerba mate)
Lineage: Eukaryota; Viridiplantae; Streptophyta; Magnoliopsida; Aquifoliales; Aquifoliaceae
Source: the annotation of a GenBank genome assembly
AUGCUAAGAUCAUUACAUUGUUUAUGCUUACUGCUUCAAUGCAGGGACAUGAUUCGGGCCAUACGUGCCUGCAAAACAGCAGCAGAGGAGCGUGCCGUUGUAAGAAAAGAGUGUGCUGCCAUUCGUGCAUCAGUUGGUGACAAUGAUCAAGAUUAUAGGCAUCGGAAUCUGGCAAAGCUCAUGUUUAUUCACAUGCUCGGUUACCCUACACAUUUUGGUCAAAUGGAAUGCCUGAAAUUAAUUGCAGCUCCUGGAUUUCCCGAGAAGAGAAUGGGAUAUCUUGGUCUUAUGCUGCUCCUUGAUGAAAGGCAGGAAGUUCUAAUGUUGGUCACAAACUCAUUGAAACAAGAUCUUAAUCACACCAAUCAAUAUAUCGUGGGACUCGCUCUCUGUGCUUUGGGCAAUAUAUGUUCUGCAGAAAUGGCUCGUGAUCUUGCGCCAGAAGUUGAACGAUUGCUGCAAUUUCGUGACCCAAAUAUUCGGAAAAAAGCAGCAUUAUGCUCUAUAAGGAUUAUAAAAAAAGUCCCAGACCUGGCAGAAAAUUUUAUAAACCCUGCUGCUUCCUUGCUAAAAGAAAAGCACCAUGGAGUUCUUUUGACGGGAGUUCAGCUUUGUACAGAUUUAUGCAAAGUCAGUUCAGAGGCACUCGAGUAUUUCAGAAAGAAAUGUACAGAAGGCUUGGUCAAAGUUCUAAAGGAUGUUGUGAACAGUCCAUAUGCACCCGAGUAUGACAUUGCUGGGAUUACAGACCCUUUUCUCCAUAUCCGAUUGCUAAGGCUUUUGCGUGUGUUGGGCCAAGGAGAUGCUGAUGCUAGUGAUUCUAUGAAUGACAUACUUGCUCAGGUGGCAACAAAAACCGAAUCGAACAAAAAUGCAGGCAAUGCCAUCCUCUAUGAAAGUGUUGCAACAAUUAUGAGCAUUGAAGAUAAUGGUGGUUUACGGGUGCUUGCCAUCAAUAUUCUGGGAAGAUUCUUGUCAAACCGAGACAACAAUAUCAGGUAUGUUGCAUUGAAUAUGCUGAUGAAAGCUAUUACAGUGGAUACUCAGGCAGUGCAGAGGCAUCGAGCAACAAUCUUGGAAUGUGUGAAGGAUUCAGAUGCUUCAAUUCGUAGAAGGGCCCUUGAACUUGUGUAUCUCCUAGUGAAUGAAAGCAAUGUAAAGCCAUUGAUGAAGGAGCUAAUUGACUAUCUAGAAGUGAGUGACCAGGAGUUCAAGGGGGAUCUUACUGCCAAAAUUUGCUCUAUCGUGGAAAAGUUCUCCAAAGAGAAAAUUUGGUACAUUGAUCAGAUGCUCAAGGUUCUUUCUGAGGCUGGAAAUUAUGUGAAGGAUGAAGUAUGGCAUGCCCUUAUUGUAGUGAUAAGCAAUGCUUCUAACCUUCAUGGUUAUACAGUAAGGUCAUUAUACAAAGCAAUGCAAACAUCAGGUGAACAGGAAACUCUUGUUCGAGUGGCAGUGUGGUGCAUUGGAGAGUACGGUGAAAUGUUGGUCAAUAAUGUUGGGAUGCUUGACAUAGAGGAACCAAUAACAGUUACAGAGUCUGAUGCUGUGGAUGUUAUAGAGAUGGGUAGUAAGCGACAUACCUCAAAUCUCACCACUCGGGCAAUGUGUCUGGUUGCCUUGUUGAAGCUGUCUUGUCGUUUUCCAUCUUGUUCAAAGAGGAUAAAUGAUAUCACUGUGCAAUAUAAAGGAAGCCUGGUGCUUGAACUGCAGCAGAGAUCCAUUGAAUUUAAUUCCAUCAUUGAGAAGCAUCAGAAUAUCAGGUCUGCGCUGGUUGAGAGGAUGCCUGUUCUCGAUGAGGUGGCUUACAGUGGAAGGAGGGCUGGUUCCUUGCCGGCAGCCGUUUCAACUUCACAAGUGGUUGCACUUAAUCUUCCAAAUGGAGUUGCCAAAACCACUGCUGCUCCUCUUGUUGAUUUGCUCGGUCUAAGUUCAGAUGACAUCCCGGCACCAAGCUCUUCUGGUGGUGAUUUUCUGCAGGAUCUUCUUGGUGUUGAUUUAUCACCAACCUCUCCUCUAUCAGGCACAAAUCAGGCUCAAAAGAGUGGCACAGAUGUCCUACUGGAUCUUUUAUCAAUCGGAACACCUCCAGCUCAAAGUACAUCAUCUACACCUGACAAAUUAUCCUCCAGUAAAGACAGCAAAAAUUCAGGUGUGUUAGAGAGAUUGUCGUCACCUACUUCCUUACAAGCAUCUUCUCCCUCUGGAGGUUCUCCUGUGAUGGAUUUGUUGGAUGGGUUUGUUCACAACCCGGCAAUCCCUGAAGGCAAUGGUUCUGCUUAUCCAUCAGUAGUUGCAUUUGAGAGCAGCACCUUGAGAAUAAUGUUCGACUUUUCAAAGUCGCCUGGAAACCCUCAGACAACACUAAUUGAGGCCAAUUUUACUAAUAAGUCACCUAAUGUAUACACAGAUUUUAUUUUCCAGGCAGCAGUCCCAAAGUUUCUUCAACUGCACUUGGAUCCAGCUAGCAGUAAUACACUUCCUGCAAGUGGUAAUGGGUCAAUUACACAAAAAUUGCGAGUUACCAACAGUCAACAUGGCAAGAAAUCCCUUGUCAUGCGCUUACGGAUAGGUUAUAGGAUGAAUAACAAAGACAUAUUGGAGGAAGGACAAAUCAACAAUUUCCCUCAUGGUUUGUGAGCCGAAUGCUCAUGAAAGAUGAUACACAGCUCUGAUUUUUUCCUCCACUGAGAAGUAUCCUCUCGCUGUCUGUAGUUUUUAGUGCAAUUUUUAAUUCUAUUAUUUUGGGGCUGUAUGGCUGUUGACAAUUUGGGACAUUUGAGUUUAGAAAUCUUGCUAAACAUUUUUUUUUUCUCUUUUCUUCCCUUAAAAAUUGUGCUUUCUGUAGAUUAUGAUAGAAUACUUGUGUACACUUGUGAGAAUUAAGGUUUUCCUCUGGAAGAGCGGAUAGGAGGAGCUCGUGUGCCCGAUUGUGCAGUUGAGGGGUUCUUAUUGCUAAAAAUUUUGAUUUUUGAACUUGUAAGUCUAUAUUUGAGCAAGAUUUAUUUUGAAUUUCAAUCAUGUGGUCAUGAAUUUCAUUUGAAGGUUGAUAAAGAGCAUUGUGC